UAAUCAAAAGACAAUAAAGCCCAGUCGCGGGUUUACUUGCUGUCAGUUUACUGUUUUGGCGCUGUUUGUUUGUUAAUAAUAAGAGGUGAUUCAUUUAAAAUAGCUGUAGGCUUGCCUUGAAUUAGUAUUGCCAAAUCCCCCGAACCUCUUGCCAGCAUGCAUGUGCUCAAGCGAGAUGGACGCCUGGAGCGUGUUAUGUUUGACAAAAUCACAUCUCGCAUUCAGAAGCUUUGUUAUGGACUUAACUCCGACUUUGUGGAUCCUACCCAGAUUACUAUGAAGGUCAUCGAGGGGCUGUACAACGGGGUGACGACGGUAGAGCUUGACACCUUUGCGGCAGAGAUGGCCGCCAGCCUCACCACCAAGUACCCAGACUACGCCAUUCUGGCGGCAAGAAUCGCUGUUUCCAACCUACACAAGGAGACCAGGAAGAUGUUCAGCGAUGUGAUGGAGGACCUGUACAACUACAUCAACCCCCUGAACCAGCGCCACUCUCCCAUGAUCUCCAAGGACACGCUUGAUAUUGUGCUCGACAACAAAGAUCGCCUCAACUCAGCCAUCAUAUUUGACCGAGACUUCUCCUACAACUUCUUUGGCUUUAAGACACUUGAGCGAUCCUAUCUUCUGAAGAUAAACGGCAAAGUGGCAGAGAGGCCACAGCACAUGCUGAUGAGAGUGGCAGUGGGUGUCCACAAGAGGGACAUCGACUCUGCCAUCGAGACUUACAACCUGCUGUCAGAGAAGUGGUUCACCCACGCCUCCCCCACCCUGUUCAACGCUGGCACCAACAGGCCCCAGCUGUCAAGCUGUUUCUUGCUCGCCAUGAAAGCUGACAGCAUUGAUGGAAUCUACGACACGCUGAAGAGCUGCGCCCUGAUCUCCAAGUCGGCAGGGGGCAUUGGUGUGGCGGUCAGCUGUAUCCGGGCCACAGGCAGUUACAUCGCCGGGACAAAUGGCAAUUCAAACGGCUUGGUCCCGAUGCUUCGCGUGUACAACAACACGGCCCGCUACGUCGACCAGGGAGGCAACCGGAGGCCUGGAGCCUUUGCCAUGUAUCUAGAGCCCUGGCAUGCAGAUGUGUUUGAGUUCCUGGAGCUGAAGAAGAACACCGGUAAGGAGGAGCAGCGGGCCAGAGACCUGUUCUACGGCAUGUGGAUACCAGAUCUCUUCAUGGAGCGUGUGGAGAGUAACCAGGACUGGUCCCUGAUGUGUCCCGGCGACUGUCCCGGGCUGGACGAGUGUUGGGGAAAGGAGUUUGAGAAGCUCUACACCGGCUACGAGAAGCAGGGCAAGGCCAAGCGCGUGGUGAAGGCCCAGCAAGUGUGGUACGCCAUCAUCGAGUCCCAGACGGAGACGGGCACGCCAUACAUCCUCUACAAGGACGCCUGCAACAGGAAGAGCAACCAGCAGAACCUGGGCACCAUCAAGUGCAGCAACCUGUGCACGGAGAUCGUGGAGUACACCAGCAAGGACGAGAUUGCCGUUUGCAACCUGGCCUCUAUUGCUCUCAACAUGUACGUCACCCCCGAGAGAACGUUUGACUUCAAACGCUUGGCGUACGUCACCAAAGUCAUUGUGAAGAACCUCAACAAAAUAAUAGACAUCAACUUCUACCCGGUGGUUGAGGCACUGAACUCCAACAAGCGCCACAGGCCUAUCGGCGUCGGCGUCCAGGGCCUGGCCGACGCCUUCAUCCUCAUGCGGUUCCCCUUCGAAAGCCCCGAGGCCCAGCUGCUCAACGUCCAGAUCUUUGAGACCAUCUACUACGCUGCCCUGGAGUCCAGCUGUGAGCUGGCCGCUGUGCACGGCAGCUACCAGACCUACCCUGGAUCACCCGUCAGCAAGGGAAUCCUUCAGUAUGACAUGUGGGAGAAAACUCCAACAGACUUGUGGGACUGGAAAGCCCUCAAGGAGAAGAUCGCACAGCACGGGGUGAGAAACAGUCUGCUGCUGGCUCCCAUGCCCACCGCCUCCACCGCCCAGAUCCUGGGUAACAACGAGUCCAUUGAGCCCUACACCAGCAACGUCUACACACGCAGGGUUCUGUCUGGGGAGUUCCAGAUGGUCAACCCCCACCUGCUGAAGGACCUGACGGAGAGAGCGCUCUGGAACGACGACAUGAAGAACCAGCUGAUAGCUAACAACGGCUCGGUCCAGGGCAUCGCGGGGAUCCCAGAGGACCUGAAGCAGCUGUACAAGACUGUGUGGGAGAUCUCCCAGAAGACCGUGCUCAAGAUGGCCGCCGACCGCGGAGCCUUCAUCGACCAGAGCCAGUCCCUCAACAUCCACAUCGCGCAGCCCAACUACGGCAAGCUGAGCAGCAUGCACUUCUACGGCUGGAAGCUGGGUCUGAAGACGGGGAUGUACUACCUGAGGACCAAGCCAGCAGCCAACCCAAUCCAGUUCACCCUGGACAUGGAGAAGCUAAAUGAGGCACUGGCUGACACAAGCGUCUCAGAGGAGGGCCAAACCCCGGAGACGCCUGUCAAAGAGGGGUUGAAUGUCUAAGGGUUGGGUCCUGACCUCUGAACCCAUUCCAUCUUCAAUCCAUCAUUCUCCAUGAAAUACUCUACUUUUAUUGCUUUGUUUUUAUUUCAAUGUUUUAUAAAUGGUGAAGACUGAAAUGUUUUUGUACUCAAAGCUAAUGGAUCACAUUAUUUAUGCAUUUUCUGCUGCUCCAAUAUAAUGUACAUUCACAGCAGCUCUUUUUUAUGUCAAUUGUGGUGGAUCACAACUGGUUAAUCAACUUCAUGUCUGUAUCUAAAAUGUUUGAAAAUUAAAGUAUUUUUUACUAUAAACAAAAUUACGAUGAAAAACAUGACUGCAGCUAAAGAGUUCAUUUUUCUAAUGUUCCCUUCAUUUGAGGAGAGCUAUCGUGUUUAAUUAGCGAGGCGAGCAUCCCAAUAAACCAGUUAAGCUGCCAACUUAAA
This is a messenger RNA of Gadus macrocephalus (Pacific cod), 2930 nucleotides long. RefSeq names its product ribonucleoside-diphosphate reductase large subunit-like. Gene Ontology annotation, biological process: DNA replication; deoxyribonucleotide biosynthetic process. Gene Ontology annotation, molecular function: ATP binding; ribonucleoside-diphosphate reductase activity, thioredoxin disulfide as acceptor. The coding region runs from base 157 to 2508 and encodes 783 amino acids. The record is from RefSeq and is a predicted model, not a curated record. NCBI's taxonomy places the organism in Eukaryota, Metazoa, Chordata, Actinopteri, Gadiformes, Gadidae. The transcript is spliced from 19 exons. Gene Ontology annotation, cellular component: ribonucleoside-diphosphate reductase complex.